Molecule: messenger RNA, 2528 nt
Organism: Prionailurus viverrinus (fishing cat)
Lineage: Eukaryota; Metazoa; Chordata; Mammalia; Carnivora; Felidae
Gene: MAPRE2
Product: microtubule associated protein RP/EB family member 2
Exons: 7
Coding region: 138-1118 (326 amino acids)
Biological process (GO): regulation of microtubule polymerization or depolymerization; spindle assembly; protein localization to microtubule plus-end
Cellular component (GO): cytoplasmic microtubule; microtubule plus-end; microtubule organizing center
Molecular function (GO): microtubule plus-end binding
Source: RefSeq, a predicted model, not a curated record
GAGCGGGGAGAAGGGAGCCAGCGAGCAGGCGGCAGGCAAGGUCUGCGCGAGGAGCAGGCGAGCGGGAAGACGCGACGCAGCCACCUUCCUCACCAGCCAGCCCGCCGCGGUUUGUUCCCUACCUCGGGAGUGCGCCAAUGCCUGGUCCGACCCAAACCCUGUCCCCAAAUGGCGAGAACAACAACGACAUCAUCCAGGAUAACGGGACCAUCAUUCCUUUCCGGAAGCACACAGUGCGCGGGGAGCGUUCCUACAGUUGGGGAAUGGCGGUCAAUGUGUAUUCUACCUCGAUAACCCAAGAGACUAUGAGCAGACAUGACAUCAUCGCAUGGGUUAAUGACAUAGUAUCUUUAAACUACACAAAAGUGGAACAGCUUUGUUCAGGGGCUGCCUAUUGCCAGUUCAUGGACAUGCUCUUUCCAGGCUGCAUUAGUUUGAAGAAAGUAAAAUUUCAAGCAAAGUUGGAGCAUGAGUAUAUUCACAAUUUUAAACUUCUGCAAGCAUCGUUUAAGCGAAUGAAUGUUGAUAAGGUGAUCCCAGUGGAGAAGCUGGUGAAGGGGCGUUUCCAGGACAACCUGGAUUUCAUUCAAUGGUUUAAGAAAUUCUAUGAUGCUAACUACGAUGGGAAGGAGUAUGAUCCUGUAGAAGCGCGGCAAGGGCAAGAUGCGAUCCCUCCCCCCGACCCUGGCGAACAGAUCUUCAACCUGCCAAAAAAGUCUCAUCACGCAAACUCCCCCACCGCAGGUGCGGCUAAAUCAAGUCCGGCAUCUAAGCCGGGAUCUACACCUUCUCGUCCCUCAUCAGCCAAAAGGGCUUCGUCCAGCGGCUCAGCAUCCAAAUCUGAUAAAGAUUUAGAAACACAGGUCAUACAGCUUAAUGAACAGGUACAUUCAUUAAAACUUGCCCUUGAAGGUGUGGAAAAGGAAAGGGAUUUCUACUUUGGCAAGUUGAGAGAGAUUGAGCUACUCUGUCAAGAGCAUGGGCAGGAAAACGACGACCUCGUGCAGCGACUAAUGGAAGUCCUCUAUGCUUCGGAAGAACAGGAGGGUCACCCGGAAGAGCCGGAGGCAGAGGAACAAGUCCACGAACAGCAGCCCCAGCAGCAGGAAGAGUACUGAAGGGUCCUGGCAGCUCUCAACUUCGACUUUGCGUGGGAACUUUUCUUCUGGAGAAACGUGUGGCCUCAAGCUCAACAGAAACCAGUUGUUCCCAGUCUGCCGUUAACACCAACGCACUGUUGCAUACGCCAGCCACGGCGCUCGGUUCCCGUUUCCUUUGCCAAGACCCAUUAGCAGCCGGCCGUGUGGCGGCCUACCUGAGAGAUCGUGGGGUCACACAUCUUCUACUUCACUUGGCUGCUUGAGAUUGAUUCUGCUCUUUUCAUUUCUUUCCAGAACAACUCUCCCCACCCCACCACCACCAACACCCCCUUUUUAUCCUGGUGUGAAACAAUGGUAAUUUGAUAUAUGGUAUUUAUAUUGGCAUUUCCCAACCCAGUGUCACUAGAUGUCACACAUUUGUGGUGCUUUGAUGUUUGCAAGUCUAACCUCUGAACAUAAAUUUGGUCAAAUAAUAAAUUGGAACAAAGGGAAAGAGAUACUUGAUAUGAAAGCCAUAAGGACAGUGACUUGUUUUAUAGGGAAAACCAGUUUCUCCCUCUACUCCCAACACUUAAGGGGAAAAAAAGAAAGAAUCAAAACUAGGACUUCAGGGCCCAGUGUUUCUCCCUGAGCAUGUUAGACAAACUCAGUUAGUUUUGAAAGACAUUCACUCAAGGACAACACCAUCUCAACUUAGCUCUCCAACUGCUUACCCCCCCCCCCACCCCACCCCCCCAGGUUCUCAUGCUAUUUUCUUUCUCAGGGUCCUCUUUGGUGGGCAGCCCCUCUUCCUGUAAGCUGUCAGUCAGCUACAGUCCAGAGGGGGUCUGCGUAGGUCCCGGUCCUCCUGCCUCUCUCUGGGUCUCCGCCCAAAGCCUGUCCUCCACGCUAGGGGACUCCUCCUGUAGAAUGCCCUGAGGGUGUGCGGCCCAAGCGCGUGAGCGUCAGGGUUCCGCAGUGAGCUGCACACUCGCCGGAAGUGAAGACCACCUUACUAGGAGCAUCAUUCCAAGGGAGACACCAGCUUCCCAAGUCUGGUGUUGACACUGGAAUGACAGCACAGGAAACUCUAGGAUUCCCAAUACCUUCUGGAAUAAGGAAUCUCCCCUCGUUCAUACUGUGGCCCUCCUUGUCAUUGACCUUUGAUAACCUUGGCAAUUCAUAAAGAGGAAACAUUAAUGAAUUAAAAGCAUUCCUUAUUUUUUUAACAAAUAUUUGCACAUUUUCUUAGUAUCUUUCCAAAUCUGCCUCUUUUAUUCCUUUGACAGAUGGUAUCCCUUCCUGGAUCAUUCAUUUCACUUGGUUUCUAACUUCAGAUUUACUUCACUUGUUAUUUGACUUAGCAGGUGCAAGCCAAACAAGUGUGCCCACCCCACUUGCCUCUUAACUGAAAAGCUUAAAAUAAAUUUCUGAAUUAUGUAUCCUAAA